AUUCGGUACGAAUUCAAAUACUCGGGGCGGAUAUAAAAUAUUUCUAAUGCGCAUUUGAGAAAUUUUGAGUCCAUGAUAAUCGUAUCGUUUAUUUGUGUUUUAAUUUUUCAAAUUUGAUUCUGAGAAAACUCAAAUUAUUUUUAAAAAUUUUCAUUUCUUAAAACGAAUAAUUGAAAUUAUUUUAGUAAUUAAAAUUUUAAAGCAUGCGGAUAUUAGAAUUUUUUCAAAAAUUCUAGUACGUAUGAGCAAGUAAUUUUUUUUUUAAAUUUGAAAAUUAAAAAAUAACUCAAAUUUUUUAAAUCAUUCAGAAUUAAAAAGUUUUUUUAUUGGAAUUUUAAAUCGAAUAUUAAUAUUCAAUAUUUUAAGUACCAACUAUUUGCUCUCCUCUAAAUUACAUCUACUAAUUAAAAAAGAAGUGAAAAUUGCUGUCAGUAAUUUUAAUGUCAAAAACAAUUAUUCAAAGUAUCAUAUUUACACAGAAAAAAAAAUUUUUUUGGCUCAAAAAAUUUUUACUCGCCCCAAGAAAUUUUUUGCAUUAUAAAUUUCAAACAAAAAUUAUCAUGAUACCAAAAUUAUGAUACUGAAGUUAGCCGACGUCUAAUUUUUAGAUUUAGUCUCAAAACAAUAAAUUGCAAAAAAAAAAAAAAUAUUUGAAAAAGUUGCACCUAUAGUUUUUUUAAUUUUCUACAUGUGCAUAUUUUUAGUUUUUUUUUUUUUUGUAAUUGAUUUAAAAACAAAAAUUCAAAAGUUGUUGAUUGUCUGUCUACUUCAGGAUAACCCAAAAUUAGCCGUCUAAUAAUUUUUGGAUUUUUUUAAAAAUGAUAAAAUUAACAAAAAAAAAAUUUCAAAAAAUUGCACCUAUAGUUUUUUAAAUUUUCUGCAUGUGCAUAUUUUUAGUUUUUUUUUUUUUUGUAAUUGAUUUAAAAACAAAAAUCCAAAAAUUGUUGAUUGUCUACUAGCUUUAUGAUCAUAAAUUAUUUUAGGGCGGGAAAAAUUUUUUGAAUCGAGAAAAAAACUCUUGCGUCAAGAAAUCCUCUUCCGUGUAUCUAAUGUACUAAUUAUUGUUUAAUUGCAUAUUAAAUUACCAUUUUUUUACUUAACUCGAAUAACUUCCGUAAUUGAAUUUAUAAUUUAAAUUUUCAAAAACAUACUUAAUAUUUUUUUUCACGACAUUUUUCCGUAUGCCGAAUGUGUUUAAAAAAAAAAUUGUAAUAAAAUAAUCAAAAUAAAACCAAUAAAAAAAAAAUUAAAUUUGUUUUAAAAUUAAAACUUCCUACUUUUAUUGUAAAUUAUUUAAUUUAUGUUACAGAAAAUGUUUUUGAAUGCCUGUACGUCUCUGCUCGAUAAAAAUUUAAAAUAUUUUGAAUGCAAUGUGCUAAUAAUUAAGGAAACUGCUGAUAAAUCUUAAUGAUAAAAGAUUAUCAAGUAUAAGAAUUUAAUUUUGUAUAAAAAAUAUUUACAAUUUCCGUAUUAUUUUCUUAUAAAUUGGCGGUAAAAUUAAUUAUUCGUUUAGUCAGUCCGCUAGUGUUCAUAAGAGUAUCAAUUACUUAAUAAAAUAAUUAUUUAAAAUUUUUAUAAUGUCUCCACUUUUAAAUCUUAUACUCGUUUUAUUGGGAGGAUGUAAUACAACAUCUCCAUUACCUCCAUUAUCACCCAGUGAUGUGGGUUUACCUUUUUCAAUUUUUAAUGCUAAUUCGUCUUCGUUAAUUUCUUUGCCAAAUAAAAAUUGUAAUUGUGAUGGUAAUAAAAUAGUCCCGACUUUAUGUGAAAUGUUUCAGAAGCUUGCACUCUGUGGAAAAAAUUAUGGAGAUACGAUAAAAAAUAAUAGUCAAGAGAAAGUAACUGAUGGUGGUACGUCGAUGACUUUGAAUCCAAUUGCGUCAAGUAUUGGUGGGAAUACAAUUAAACUUAAUGGUACAGAUGAUGAUGAUGAUGAUGAUGAUGGAGUUAUCAUGAUAACACCUGGUCCACGUAAUAAAGAUGUUAGUAGUACACUAGAGGCUGGAGUAACUGAACCAAGUGAUGAAAAAAUAACUCGGAGAAAAUUUAAUGCUGAACCAUCAGAUACUGAUGACAAUGAUAAUGAUGAUGAUGAUGAUGAUGAUGAUGAUGAUGAUGAUGAUGAUGAUGAUAAAGAAAAUGAUGAAAAUACUAAAAUGACGACAGGUGAUCCACGUAGUAAAAAUACGACACCAAUGACUGAUGUUACUGAAGCCAGUGAAAAAAAAAAUACUGAUAAAGUGAAUGAUACUGAAUCAACUUCAGAUACUGAUGAUAAUGAUGAUGAUAAAAAUACUAAAAUGACAACAGCUGAUCCAGGUGGUGGAGAUACGACACCAAUGACUGAUGUCACUAAAGCCAAUGAAAAAAAAUAUACUGAUGCAGUGCAUGAUACUAAAUCAACUUCAGAUACUGAUGAUAAUAAUGAUGAUAGGAAUAGUAAAAUGACAACAGGUGAUCCAGGUGGUGGAGACACGACACCAAUGACUGAUGUCACUGAAGUCAGUGAAAAAAAAUAUACUGAUGCAGUGCAUGAUACUAUAUCAACUUCUGAUACUGAUGAUAAUGAUGAUGAUAAAAAUAGUAAAAUGACGACAGGUGAUCCAGGUGGUGGAGACACGACACCAAUGACUGAUGUCACUGAAGUCAGUGAAAAAAAAUAUACUGAUGCAGUGCAUGGUACUAAAUCAACUUCAGAUACUGAUGAUAAUGAUGAUGAUAGGAAUAGUAAAAUGACAACAGGUGAUCCAGGUGGUGGAGACACGACACCAAUGACUGAUGUCACUGAAGCCAGUGAAAAAAAAAAUACUGAUGCAGUGCAUGAUACUGAAUCAACUUCUGAUACUGAUGAUAAUGAUGAUGAUAGAAAUAGUAAAAUGAGAACAGCCGAUCCAAGUGGUGGAGACACGACACCAAUGACUGAUGUCACUGAAGUCAGUGAAAAAAAAUAUACUGAUGCAGUGCAUGAUACUAUAUCAACUUCUGAUACUGAUGAUGAUAAAAAUAGUAAAAUGACAACAGGUUAUCCAGGUGGUGGAGAUACGACACCAAUGACUGAUGUCACUGAAGCCAGUGAAAAAAAAAAUACUGAUGCAGUGCAUGAUACUAAAUCAACUUCUGAUACUGAUGAUAAUGAUGAUGAUAAUGUAGUGACAACUAUAGAUUUGGAACUUAGAGAUAGUGAUACAACACCGAGAGCUGGUGUGACUAAAACGAGUGAAGAAACAACUACCGAUAGAGUACAUAGUGGUGACUCAACUACUGAAGAUGGGGGUAAUAGUAAGAUGACAACAGUUGGUCCACAUGAUGAAGACAGAGGUACGACAUCUAAAACUGAAGUAACAGAAUCAAGUGAUAAAGAAACUACUGACGUAGCACAAAAUAUUACACCAUAUCCUGAAGAUGAUGGUAAUAAAAAAAAUGAUAGUAAGAUGACAUCUGACCCGGGUGAUAAAGAGACUGAUACGGCAUCUAAAACUGAAGUAACAGAAUCAAGUAAUACAAAGAUGACUGAAACUUCCUUGACUCCUGAUAGUGUUACGACACCGACUCCUAGCAAAGCAAUUACUGAUGGAGUACAUGGUACUAAAACAUCAACUGAAGAUGAUGGUGGUGAUAACAAAAAUGAGGACAAUGAUGAUAUUAAAAUGACAUCACUUGGUCCAAAUGAUAAAGAUACUGUUACAUCGACAACUGAUGUAACUGAAUCGAGUGAUAAAGAAACUGCUGACGUAGGGAAAAAUACUAAACCAUCUCCUGAAAAUAAUGGUGGUGAUAACAGUAAUGAGGAUAAUAAUGAUACUAAGAUGACAACAUCUGAUCCGGGUGAUAAAGACACUGAUAUGACAUCAAAACCUGAUGUGACUGAAUCAAGUGACACAGAAACUACUGAUGAAGAACGUAGCACUAAAUCUUCUCCUGAAGAUGAUGCUGACGACAAUACAAAUCAGGAUAAUAAUGACAGUAAAAUGACAACCUCUGAACCAGGUGAUAAAAACACUGAUACGACAUCAAGUGGUGUAACUGAAUCGAGUGAUAAGAAAACUACUGAUGGAGAAAGUACUGAAACAUCUCCUGAAGAUGAUGCUGGUAAUAAAAAAAAUGAGGAUAAUGAUGAUAGUAAAAUGACAACACCUGCACCGGAUGAUAAAAACACUGAUACGACAUCAAAACCUGAUGUAACCGAAUCGAGUGAUAAGGAAACUACUGAUAGAGAGCAAAGUUCUAAACCAUCUCCCGAAAGUAGUACUGAUGACAAUAAAAAUGAGGAUAAUGAUGAUAAUAAGAUGACAACCCUUGAUCCGAAUGAUAAAGACACUGAUACGACUUCAACAAGUGAUGUAACUAAGCCAAGUAAUCAUGAAACUACCGAUGAAAAACAUAGCACUGAACAAUCUCCUAAAGAUGAAAACAAAAAUGAGGAUAAUGAUAAUAGUAAGAUGACAACACCAGAUCCGGGUGAUAAAGACACUGAUACGACAUCAAAAACUGAUGUAACCGAAUCGAGUGACAAAGAAACUACUGAUGGAGAGCAAAGUUCUAAACCAUCUCUCGAAAAUGAUAGUAAAAUGACAACACCAAAUCCGAAUGAUAAAAGCACUGAUACGACAUCAACAAGUGGCGUAACUGAAUCGAGUGAUAAAGAAACUACUGGUGGAGAAAGUACUAAAACAUCUCCUGAAGAUGAUGCUGAUGAUAGCAAAAAUCAGGAAAAUGAUGAUAGUAAAAUGACAACGCGUGCACCGGAUGAUAAGAACACUGAUACGUCAUCAAAGCCUGAUGUAACUAAAUCAAGUGAUACAGAAACUACUGAUGAAGAACGUAGCACUAAAUCAUCUCUUGAAGAUGAUGCUGAUGAUAGUAAGAUGACAACACCAGAUCCGAGUAAUAAAGGCACUGGUACGACAUCAAUAACUGAUGUAACCGAAUCGAGUGAUAAGGAAACUACUGAUGGAGAGCAAAGUACUAAAACAUCUCUUGAAGAUGAUGCUGAUGAUAACAAAAAUGAGGAUGCUGAUGAUAACAAAAAUGAGGAUGCUGAUGAUAACAAAAAUGAGGAUGCUGAUGAUAACAAAAAUGAGGAUGCUGAUGAUAACAAAAAUGAGGAUAAUGAUGAUAGCAAAAUGACAACACCUGAUCCGAACGAUAAAAAUACCGCUACAUCAAAAACUGAUGUAACUAAACCAAGCGAUACACAAACUACCGGUAGAAAAUAUAAAGCUGAACCAUCUGAAGAUUACAAUGAAAAUGUUGAUGAUUAUGACGAUGAUAAUGGUCUCGUAAUAAUAACACCCAAACCAAUUGAAAAUUGGACAUCACCAACUGCACCUACUGAACCCAGUGAAAAAUACCCUAGCGAAGAAACAACUCAAGCUUUUACAACAAUCGAAUCAACUCACUCAGAAGAAACUCCAGAGCCCGAAUCUACCCAUGGAGUAUCAGAUACUCCAGAUAAUCAAGAAGAAAAUGAGACUGACGAUUCGGAACUGACAACUUUUUACUCAACGAUUACAACCGAGAAACCAGAUCUGGUAGAAGAAAAAGAUGAUCUACAUGAUAAAAUUAUCACUGAUGACCCAAUUGUCACUCAAGAACCUGAAUCUAUCCCAGAAAAUCCAGAACCUCAUUCAGACUCGAAUAGUUCUGCUGAAAAGCCAGAUAACGAAAAAGAAAAUUUUGACGAUCAUUCAAAAGAAACAACCGAUGACUUUACUACUCAAGGACUUUUAUCAACAACUUCGGAGCUUCGCGCUACAACCAACGCGCUUGAAGAAUUUGAGAAGACGGAUAAAGAUAAUAAUAAAAAUGCGCAAGACCAAAGUGAAACUGAAGACUUUAUGACCACUCAGAAACCAUCAACUAUUUCAGAGACUUCAGAGUAUCCUUACACUAAUGCGCCAGUGAAAUCAAAUACUCAAGAUGAUCAGAUAAUUACUGAUCAUUCCACUGAAGAAAGUAUUCCUAGUUCAGAAAAUCCGGAGCUUGAGUCUACCAGUUCUCCAGAAGAGCCGAAGAAUAUAGAAGACGAAUCAGUUGAUACUGAUAGGUCAAAUACUGAUGAUUCAAUGAUCAAAGAUUCACCGAUCAUCAAUUCUAAACCUAAUAUCAAUGAAAUAGAACCUAAUUCUUCUACUGAAGCUCUGAAUCCUACUGAUUUCUCUAAUUGUCUUGAAGUAGACAGAGACAAUCUUGCAAGUUUUGAUAAUAUUACGCUACAACCGCUUGAGAAAAAGACACAAAAGACGAUGAUAAAUAAUUUCAAUGACUUUGGAAUCAUCUUAAUUAAGACUAUUUUUCAAGAUAAUAAAAAAAAUUACGCAGUAUCACCAAUUAAUUAUGCGCUCGCGUUAUUAAUGAUGGAAAAUGGAGCUUGCGGUGAAACUAAAAAAGAAUUAGACACUAUUUUAUAUUUGCCUGAACAAAUAUCUAAGAAAUAUAUGAGACCUAUCAAAGAUCUUGUCCAUUCACUUAAAAAUGUCAAUGGAUCCAAAUUGUACAUAGAUAACAAAAUUUUCCUGUCGGAAGAGGCUGCAGUUAGUCCUAAAUACAGGGAGUUAACUCGAGUUGUUUAUGAAUCUGAACCUCUGAAUGUUGAUUUUCAUAAUUUAAAUGAUACUGUAAGACAAAUAAAUAGUUGGAGUGCCAAUAGAACUAAAAAUCAUGUAAAAAAUGUCAUAAGUAAUGAUUUAAUUAACGAAGACGCAUCUUUACUUCUUGCUAGCGUCGGUUAUUUCCGAACCAAUUGGCUGAAACCAUUUAGUCGUUUAUUUACUAGCCCUAAUUUAUUUUAUAUAGAUGGCAAUACAGGAAAGACUGUAUGCACGAUGCAGCAAAUUAAUAAAUUUAAAUUUUUACGAAUGGGUUCUCUAAGUGCUGAGCUCGUCGAGCUCCCUUUGAAAGACAAUGAUGAUCUAGGAUUAAAAAUGAUUGUCAUUCUUCCAGAUGAGGGUAAAACUUUACCCGAUGUGGUAAAAAAUCUUCAUAAAUUUACGUAUAAUUAUUUCCGUACUCACGCGAAAACUGAAAUUAUCGAUUUAUCAUUACCGGAAUUUAAAAUCAAUAGUUUUAUUGAUUUAAGUGAUUAUUCAAAUAAGAUAAAUAUAAAUAAAACUAUGGGUGAUACUGCUGACUUUUGUUGUAUAUCCGAGCCAUUAAAAGUUAGCAAUAUUAUACAAAAAACAGUACUUAGGGUAAAUGACGGCGAGUGUGUGGCACCAAGUUUUCUUUGUCCGGAUGACGAUAGUUCAUGUUUAGAUGAUAAAAUAGAUUUUACUGUAAAUCGUCCAUUUAUUAUACUCAUUCUCAGUAAUGAAACGAUAAUAUUUAGCGCGCAAAUAAUUGAUCCGAGUCUUCAAUAGUAAAUGAGUUCAUAUUUAUUUAAUAUUUAUAUUUAUUAUAAAGAUGUUUGCAAAAAAUAAAUAUUUGAAUAUUUUUUUUGAAUAUAUUGAGGAAA
Microplitis mediator is the source of this 7453-nucleotide messenger RNA. Its product is annotated as dentin sialophosphoprotein-like. The transcript has 14 exons. NCBI's taxonomy places the organism in Eukaryota, Metazoa, Arthropoda, Insecta, Hymenoptera, Braconidae. Gene Ontology annotation, molecular function: serine-type endopeptidase inhibitor activity. The record is from RefSeq and is a predicted model, not a curated record. Bases 1578 to 7358 code for a protein of 1926 amino acids.